UCGACUCCCCCAGCUCCGGCCGCCCGCCCGCAGCCUCGCGAUCCCGCCGCCGUGCGAAUUUCCUCCGGUUGCCCAUGGCCGGCAGAGGCAAAACCCUAGGCUCCGGGGCGGCGAAGAAGGCGCAGUCCCGCAGCAGCAAGGCCGGGCUGCAGUUCCCCGUGGGCCGUAUCGCCCGGUUCCUCAAGGCCGGCAAGUACGCCGAGCGCGUCGGCGCCGGCGCCCCGGUCUACCUCGCCGCCGUCCUCGAGUACCUCGCCGCCGAGGUCCUGGAACUAGCGGGGAAUGCGGCGAGGGACAACAAGAAGACCAGGAUCGUGCCGCGACACAUUCAGCUCGCGGUGAGGAACGACGAGGAGCUGAGCAAGCUCCUCGGGGACGUGACGAUCGCGAACGGCGGCGUCAUGCCCAACAUCCACAACCUUCUCUUGCCGAAGAAGACCGGGACCUCCAAGUCUUCCGCUGCCGCCGCCGACGACGAAUGAUCCGAAAAGUCGAAAGCUUUGGAAGAUGACCGUUCUGAAGUGGGGGGUUCGUUCGUAGGUUUCUUCCUUAUUUCGAAUUUAGGUUGUUGUAGGAUUCUUACCUUGUCAGUGAGUGAGUUUGUCUUGUUAGAAUUUGUGUUGGGUUAGAUUAGGGGUGUUGGUGUUUCAAGGGGUUUUUUUUUUUACAGAUUGUGAAUAUUUGUUCAUCUUCUAGUUUCUUAAUACAAGAAAUUCCGGAGAUUUUUCA
Messenger RNA from Syzygium oleosum, 729 nucleotides. Its product is annotated as histone H2A.6. Gene Ontology annotation, cellular component: nucleosome. Lineage: Eukaryota; Viridiplantae; Streptophyta; Magnoliopsida; Myrtales; Myrtaceae. Gene Ontology annotation, molecular function: protein heterodimerization activity; structural constituent of chromatin; DNA binding. The record is from RefSeq and is a predicted model, not a curated record. The transcript has 2 exons. The coding region runs from base 75 to 482 and encodes 135 amino acids.